AUGGCAAGAACAAAGCAGACAGCAAGGAAGUCGACCGGAGGUAAAGCACCUCGUAAGCAAUUAGCAACUAAAGCAGCCCGUAAAAGUACUACUCCCGCAGUUAGUGGAAGUAUUAAACGUCCCCAUCGAUACCGAGCCGGCACCGUAGCCUUGAAAGAAAUUAGGCGCUACCAGAAGUCUACUGAGCUUCUUAUUCGUAAACAACCCUUCCAGCGCAUGGUUAGAGCAAUCUGCCAGGAGUUUAAAUCUGAUUCUCGAUUCCAAGGAAGUGCUUUAGCUUCUUUACAGGAAGCGACUGAAGCCUUCAUUAUUGGUUUGUUUGAAGAUGCCAAUGAUUGUGCUAUUCAUGGCCGCCGAGUGACAGUCAUGCCACGAGACAUUCAACUGGCUAUGAAGAUUCGGGGAAGGUACCGAUAA
This is a messenger RNA of Nematocida homosporus, 417 nucleotides long. RefSeq names its product histone H3. The transcript has a single exon. Lineage: Eukaryota; Fungi; Microsporidia. The coding region runs from base 1 to 417 and encodes 138 amino acids. The record is from RefSeq and is a predicted model, not a curated record. Gene Ontology annotation, cellular component: nucleosome. Gene Ontology annotation, molecular function: structural constituent of chromatin; protein heterodimerization activity; DNA binding.